Plasmopara halstedii is the source of this 2505-nucleotide messenger RNA. RefSeq names its product serine threonine protein kinase. Bases 1 to 2505 code for a protein of 834 amino acids. Lineage: Eukaryota; Oomycota; Peronosporomycetes; Peronosporales; Peronosporaceae. The record is from RefSeq and is a predicted model, not a curated record. Gene Ontology annotation, biological process: protein phosphorylation. Gene Ontology annotation, molecular function: protein serine/threonine kinase activity; ATP binding. Gene Ontology annotation, cellular component: cytoplasm. The transcript is spliced from 7 exons.
AUGGCAGGAGCCCGGCGAGGCAUUUGCAGCUCGCCUCUCUCGUCUGAUGACGAAGCAGCGAAUCCAUCCUUACAAUCCUUUCCAGAAAUAUCUCCAUCACCUGCAGCACCACAAAAAAAAGCUCGCAAGUUUGUGAGAAAGAGAACGCCCAAAGCGAAGAGAACAAUUCUACAGAACAAGAAGCAGAAGCUUAGCACUCGACCGAGCACUAAAGAAUUAGUUCAAUGCGCGCCACAGAAAUUUGUCGAAUAUCUCGCUGAUCAAUUAAGUAUUGCACAACAGACAAGGUAUGAGGCUGAGUUUGGUGGCGAACGAGGCUAUAUUGUGAAGCUACCUGUAUCUAGUGGAAAGUUGGUGCGAAAGCGAAGUGAACUGGAAGACUGGAUUCGAUCAUUAGGCUUUCUAUUCCACUCUCCAUCAAAUCAUUAUAUGCUGCGUAUAUCUAAUUUAAAAGCGGAUGUUAUAUUGAGUGAAUUGAAGCAUCGAGUGCCUUUACCUGCUAAUGCAACGCAUCCAACUCUACUUCGGAUGACUCAAUACUACAAGGAAUUGGACACACAAAAAAUAGAUUGUACAUCACCUUCGACGAUUCGUCGAUCGUUAUCGUCAACACAGCAUAGGAUGAUUGCUGAUGCAAUGGAAGUUAUGCUUGCACAGCCUUCAGUUCGAAAAGACCGUCGUAUUGCGAGGCGGCUAUCAAAGCUGGAAAGGAUAUCGGGUCGUCUACUGCAUUCAAUUGCAAAAGCGCCAUCCGCCAUGUCAUUUUCAAAUUCUCGAACAGAUAGUAUGGAACAGGAUUGUGAAAUCGACAAAGCAUUAGUUUAUCGACGCUUCUCACGUGACAAGGUGUCAUGUGUACAAAAAAGUAGUGUUUUAAGCCAAAGUGUUGUUGAGAUUGUGCUCUAUUCUGGAUUGGUGGAUGUGAGAGCUUCUCAAGAGACACUUCGUCAGGUUUCGACGAUGUGGGAGAAAGUUGUUGUCAUGGCGUAUGCGUGGACUAUCACCAACUACACUGAGACUGGCGACUUUUACACGACAGAGCAGCUUUACAAACAUCAUCCACAUGGCCAAUAUCUUGCGGAUGGUGCAUUUAAAGAAGUUUUCAAGGUGUUUUCGUUGGAGCAAGAUAGGUUUGAAGCUGUUAGUGUUAUGGAUAUUAGUGAUAUUGCCAAUCAGAGCGUGAUUCGUCAAGAGGUGGCGCAUUCGAUUUUGCUGUCCGAUGCAACUGAGCGCGGUAUUUGUCCCAACUUUCUUCAGGUUUUCGACAUUUUUCUUGCACACGAGCGACCUUCUCCUAAUCUAUGGGGUAGUAAGGAGCACCGUAAACCGAUGGAGCUGCUGGCGAAUGGAAGUAUUGAUUGUGAGACGCAAACAGAGCAGAAAUCUGCCAGUAACAAACGCGACCAUAUUUUUCAGUACAUGCGAAUGGAGUACUGCGAUGGGGGUGAUCUUGAAGACUUCAUCAGCUUGCAAGAGAACCAGAAUUUACCACUGCACUCUGUUGCCAUACCCUUCUUCUUUCAAAUGGUGUUUGGGUUGUACUGUGCCCGAGAGAGAUUUCAUCUGCGGCAUGGUGAUAUUAAGCUGCUUAACUUUUUCUUAAAGGAUAUUGGUCGUUCCGAGAAAAUGAAGGAUCCAGGAUCUGAUGUUGUGCUGCACUAUAUGGUGGAAAGCGCUUGCUUUGUACUCCAAAUGCCUGCAUCAUUUUCCUAUUGGGUCAAGUUAGCUGAUUAUGGCGCGGCUGACUCCAAUUUAGAAAGUCUGGGGAAAGCUGUUACCGCCGACCACUUUACCACUUUGGAGAAUUCACCGGUAGAAUAUAUGUUAGAAGGUGAUGCAGCUGUGCUGUCUUAUGCUUCAGAUACCUUUUCGUUGGGCCUUUGUCUGCUGCAUUUGCUUUCAGGAAGAGCUCCAUAUGAAGAGAUUCUGGAAGAUGUCAAAUGCCCUAAAGAUCUGCUAAAGGACUUGAAGGCUGUUUGGAUGAGCUCCCGAAAAAAUUCCGGCUUUUCGGUAAUAAAAAGCGUCGCUAGUGGUGACGACGAGAACACGCUCUGCCACACUUUGUAUCGAUACAUAGUACUAUUUGGGCUACCAGAAGAAAAGCCGAGCAAAAGCGAUAAAGUGUGGCAACUGCUACUUAAACAUUUACGACCAGAGGAUAAAGCUAUAAAUCGUCCCCAACGUAGACGUCGACAACUACAAGGUUCAACCAAUGUUAUGACUACGGAAGACCAAUUCUUGCAUGACCAGUCUUUGUACUCCAUCGCACACGGCACCAACGAAGCAAUUUUCCGAUGCCGUGAAAGACUGAAGAAAGUUCCAGGCGCAAUCAACUUAUUGAUGAGUCUGGUUGAUUUUGAUCCAUCGAAGCGCCUCACGCUCAAGCAGGUAAUGUACCAUCCGGCGUUAUCAACUCUCCGCUUACCUACACCAGCAUCGGCAGAUUAUGUUAUAUGUUACUAUGGAAGCCGAGGUCAGGAUGGUCGUUCAUUAGCUGAUGUAUAG